Messenger RNA from Mus musculus (house mouse), 8282 nucleotides. RefSeq names its product prospero homeobox 2 (gene Prox2). Gene Ontology annotation, molecular function: DNA binding. Gene Ontology annotation, cellular component: nucleus; cytoplasm. Gene Ontology annotation, biological process: regulation of DNA-templated transcription; cell fate commitment; embryonic retina morphogenesis in camera-type eye. The transcript is spliced from 4 exons. The record is from RefSeq and is a predicted model, not a curated record. The coding region runs from base 4942 to 6723 and encodes 593 amino acids. NCBI's taxonomy places the organism in Eukaryota, Metazoa, Chordata, Mammalia, Rodentia, Muridae.
UUUCUUUAGAGACAGGGUCUCACAUAUAGGCCUGAGCUAACCUGGUACUCGCUAUGUAGACCAGGAUGGUCUGCCUCUGCCUCCUACAUGUUGAGACUAAAGGCUUGCCUUGUUUCAUUUGCAGGGUUCUGGGAUAGAUGCUUAAGGGAGCUGAAUUAAAGGACAGUGAUCCUUUGGUGUCUGAGGGGGACUGGUUUCAAGCCUCCCACCCCCAGCUACCAGAUUACUUCCAGGUUCUAGAACAAUAUGAACACCACGUGAAGAGUUGUUAAACAGUACUGUUUAGAGGACAGUGAGAAGAAAAAACUUUACAUGUUCAAUACAGAAGCAGUUUAUCUUGAGACCGGGUCUCUUGUAGCCCAGGCUACCUUCAGCGUCACUAGGGACCUGAGGCUAGACUCUAGCUCCUUAGUUUCCUGCCUCCAUGUCCCAAGUACUAGGAUUGCCGAUGUGAGCCUCCUCUCCUGGCCUUGAAUGCUUUUUACAUUUUUAUUAUUUCUAAUUGGGUGCGUGUGUAUGCAUAUGAGACCAUGUUUGUGGUUAUGCGCUCAUGAGCGCAGGUCCCCAUGGCGAUUUGGAGCUCACAUUAUAAGUGUUUGUGAGCCAGCUGAUAUGGGUGCUGGGAACCAAACUCAGGUUCUUUGCAAGAGCAGGACUCUCAAGUCCUGAGUUAGCUCUCUAGGCCCUGACAGAUGACUUCUUAAAAGGAAAAUUUCAAUCCAGGUGAUUGAAUCUAUGGAUGUGGGACAUGAGGAUUUUCAGAGCCACAACUGAGAAGAUGAAGAGAUUGAUAAAAUCAAGUCUACAGAACAAUGCACUCAGCUGAUCAGCCAAUAUCCAUUUGACAAAAACUGGCAACCAGGCCCUCGUGGAGGCCACAAAGAGGGAGCUCGCAACCCAUAUGGAAGAGAGCUGAUGUUUUUAGAGAUGAGAUUUGUGUUGUACGUUUCUAAAAGGCCAGGGAAAAGGGUAGAAGCAGAAGGACCCAUUCACACAAAGACAAGGAAGGUGACAGAUGUGACUGCUCAAGAGCACAGAGGCCAACUCUCUGGAGCUGUGCUCACAGGGAGCUGAGACAGCUGACGGUCGGUCAGUGCAGCCAGGGAAGCUCUGAUUCCAUGGACAGACAUAAGCAGACCCACGUUUUAGAAAUUUAAUGUCAUGGCUAAUAUCAUUGAGAAAGCAGCAUCAACCACACUUACAACAUCCACAACACACACCUGACUACAUGAUGUCCCCGUGGGCUGUGAGGGUGUGCUAAGCCAUUCGCUCCACAUCUUCUCUUACUGCCCAAGAAGGUGACUCUUGCCAGCAUUCAUACACAUUUCAAGUAAAAAUUAUUAUUUUGGGGGCGUGAGACACAACUGCCUGUAACUCUAGCUCCAGGGGGUCGAAAGCCCUCUCCUGACCUGUGCAUGAAUAUGCAUGCAUGUGUAUGCACACAAGAGGAGCACACACCUUCACACAAACACACACACACUCACAAACAUAUAGGCACUCCUCACACACACAAGCAUAUAGGCACUCAUGCACAAAUGCAACAUGUACACACACACAUAACUAGAAAGGAGGUAAAUAUUUAGAAUAUUUUCAUAUAUACAUUAUAAUAUUCAUGAUCAAAUUGUCAAAUUAUCACAAGAAGGAACAUUUCUCUCUUCAACAGGGGCAAACCAUUAUUAUUACAGAUGUAACAAUAAUGAAGUUUUCAGUCUGUCUUAAUUUUUCAAGUCAAUUUAUUUAUUUAUUUAGAGACAGUUUCUCCGUGUAGCUCUGCCUGUCCUAGUACUUGCUCUGUAGAUCAGGCUAGCUUCAAACUCACAGAGAUCUGCCAGCCUCUGCCUCCCAAGUGCUGAGAUCAAAGGUGUGCACCACCAUACCUGGCUAUUUUAAAUUUUUUUUCAUUUGAAUGUCCAAUCUUUAUUUAACUCCAACUCCAAAAAAAAGACUGAUAAAGCGUUUCUUAGAGUAAGGUUCUGGGUGUUUGUUUGUUUGUUUGUUUGUUUGUUUGUUUGUUUCGAGACAGGGAUUCUCUGUGUAGCCCUGGCUGUCCUGGAACUCACUUUGUAGACCAACCUGGCCUGGAACUCAGAAAUCUGCCUGCCUCUGCCUCCCAAGUGCUGGGAUUAAAGGCGUGCACCACCAUGCCCAGCUAUUUAAUUAGAUAUUUUCUUCAUUUACAUUUCAAAUGCUAUCCUGAAGGUCCUCUAUAUCCUCCCCCCUAUUUUUAAUUUUUUAAUUAGGGCUGGAGAGAUGGCUCAGUGGUUAAGAGCACUGACUGCUCUUCCAGAGGUCCUCUUCCAGAGGUCCUGAGUUCAAUUCCCAGCAACCACAUGGUGGCUCACAACCACCUGUAAUAGGAUCUGAUGCCCUCUUCUGGUGUGUCUGAAGACAGUGAUGGUGUACUCACAUACAUAAAUAAAUCUUUAACUUUUUUAAUUAAAAAUAUUUUUGAGACAGGGUCUUACUUGUAGCUCCUGGGUAACCUGGAACUCACUACAUAGUGGGACUAAAGGCUUGAGCUACCGUUCCUGGCUCUUUAUUUUAAUAAUUUACAAAUGUCUUAUUCAAACUGAAAAUCCCCUAAUUCGUCUGACCCACCACCCCAACUUUCUCCCAGUAGUAUAUUUCCCUACGAAGGUACUGCAGAUGUCACUGCCCUCUGGUCCUUUGCAGAGCAUGGGAACUUGAGUGUCUCUGCCUGGGGUGGAGGCUGAUGCCAAGGGCAGAUAUCACUGGCAGGCCUACAAACAUCAGAAGAGCAAGGCUCAGGGUAAUAGGAAGCAGAAAUAAGUCAGCUCUCCCAGUCAAGUAGUGUGUGUGUGUGUGUGUGUGUGUGUGUGUGUGUGCAUGUGUGUAUGUGUGUGUGCGUGUUUGUGUGUUUUUGUGUGUGUUUGUGUGUUUCUUAUUGCACCUGUAACUCACUGAUUCAGCUAGACUGGCCAGCCAGGCCCUCCAAAUCCUCCUGUCUCUGCAUCCCCACUGGGAUUACAGGUACACACCACCAUAGCUGGGUUUUCUGCGGCUGCUGGGGGGCAUCACGCUUGUGUGUCAAGCCCUUUGCUGCUCACACCUCUUCAGCCCCUUCUGGUUCAAGAGGAGCAAACAGAGGUGGAAAUCUGUAGAAGGGAAAUUGAUAGAAAAUGGUGAAUCUGCUUAAUGGACAGAGAAACCAAUCAGAGGCAGCUGGGGUGUGGCUGGGGUUAGAAGAUUCUGGUAACUAGGAGCUGCUCUUGACAUCACAAAGCCCAAGUUUACUUGUCUACAAAAGUGGGAAAAGAAACCAGAGUCAAGACUGUCGUGAGACACAGUGAGUGGCCAUGUGGGACAGCUUGGUGGUUCUGAGAACUUUGUGCUCUCAUCUGUCCUGCCUCUGUUAGAACCCUCCCCAGCGGACUCUGGGUGGGUAGAAUACUUCCAAGACACUUUUGCUAAAACAGCUCCCUUUUUAUAUCUUCUCCCAGUUUCCCCGCUUUACCUGAUUUCUUCAUAGCAGACCUCAGAACAGGUUUCUGCUUCCCCUCCUAGCCCCACAGUUUCCUGAGAGCAGACUUCCGGUCUUAAUCAAUGCAGCCCUUCCACGGCAGAGGCCUGGCCCAAGCAGGUGUUCCAUAAGCAGCUGCUGAAUAGGCAGUUAAGCUAGCAAUGCCUCAUCUGGUUUCAAGGAUGCAGGGCAGCACUGCAGUAAAAUAGCAAUGACUCUCAAACUUGUUUCAAAUAAGAUUCUUGGGUUCAGGUGGGUGGUAGCUCUCAAUUCUUGGGCACCCAAAACCUAAACAAAUCUGGGGAUGUAGCCUAGUUGGUAGAGUACGCACAUGUAAUCUCUGCAUGCAGGAGGCAGAGGCAGGGGGAUCAGAAGUUCAGGUUCACUCUGAGCUACAUAGUAAGUUCAAGGCUACCUUGGGCUACAUGAGACCCAGUCUGGGGUGGGGAGUUCCUGGUCCACUACCAGGGUCCUAUUUAUUCUAAUUAAAUCAAUGGACUUUGCUAUUUUUAAAAAAGAUUUAUUUUACAUACAUGAGUACCAUUGCUCACUUCAGACACACCAGAAGAGGGCAUCAUUGGAUCCCAUUACAGAUGGUUGAGAGCCACCAUGUAGUUACUGGGAAUUGAGCUCAGGACCUGUGGAAGAGCAGUCGGUGCUCUUACCUGCUGAGCCAUCUCUCCAGCCCUGGACUUUGCUAUUUUAAAGGAGCCCCCAGGUGACUCUGUUGCUCUCACUCUGGAUCUGACUGACCAGGCUUAGUUUGACUUCAGCCUGUCGCUUACCAGUUGUGUACGGAUGGUGUAGCCAAGUAUCCCCCUCGAUGGCUCCGAGCCCAGGGAUGUUGGAUAAGCUGUUCAGUUGGUCCUAUCAUCUUUUGUUAUUGUUUUGACGCAGGGUCUCCCUAUGUGGCACUCUCUGGCUGUCCUGGAACUCAUUAUGUAGCCCAGACUGUCCUCUAACUCACAGAGAUCCAUCUACUCUCCCUCAUGAGGGCAGCGAUUUAAUGUGUGCACCACUACACCCUGCUAUCAUUAUUUAUUAUUCUGCUCAGAUAUUCUUCCCUGAGAGGUUCUCUUCUGGGAGCUUCUCAUAGGCCUCAAUGAACAUGGUGUGGUAGCUAGUUGGGAAUGCAGAAUCUCUGCUCUGGUCCAGGUUGGCUGAAUAGAAACCCACACUUUAUCAAGCUCCCAAGGUGAUCCCUUUGCCCAUUCGUUUGAAAAGCAUAGCUCUAAUUGGUAUGCAUAGUUUUCUUCUUGUCUUUGGCUUCAGGAGUCUGUCCCAGGGGUUCCAUCACUCUGGCCUUCCUGAACCCCAGGAGCAGUUGAUGUUCACUCUCUGCGUGUGAAGAAGACCCUUCAGCACGCUCUGGCCCACCUCUCGCUGCUCAAUUUAGCAGGGCUCUCAAAGGCCCUGGGCUCCUCCUGGGAGCUCUGCAUGAGCAUCCGGAGAGGCAGGACAUGGAUCCACCUGCUGCUGUCUUGCUUCCUCCUCAGUCUCGGACCUGCACCCACCUGGCAGAAGAAACCUGCAUGGACCAGGAGAGAAGCCCAGCCACCGCAGAGGCAGGCAGAGACUCGUUUCCCAGUGGUCAGCUGCCCAGCUCCAGCCUCACUGAAGCUGACUGGUUUUGGGACGAGCACAUCCAGGCUAAGAGGGCCAGAGUAGAGACCAUUGUCCGAGGCAUGUGUCUCUCUCCUAGCUCGUCGGUGUCAGGCAGAGCCAGGGAGAGCUUGCGCUGUCCAGAAAAGGGUCGGGAGCGGAAGAGAAAGCAGAGCCUUCCCAUGCACCAAGGUCCCCUGAAAUCUAGCCCUGCCUGGGAGCGAGGGCCCAAGAAGGGGGGGACCCGGGUGAAAGAACAGCUUCAUCUACUGAAGCAACAGCUAAGACAUUUGCAGGAGCAUGUCCUACAGGCCACAGAGCCCAGAGCACCAGCACAGAGCCCAGGAGGAACUGAGCCAAGAAGCUCCCCGAGGGCAAGGCCGAGGAACAGCUGCUCAUCUGGUGCCUGGACCGUGGAGAACGAGCCUCACCAGAGUUCUAGCAAGGACCUCUGUGGAGCAGUAAAGCCCGGAGCAGCUGAGGUCCUACAGUACUCAGAGGAGCCGAUGCUCUGUCCUUCUGGCCCACGGGCCUUGGUGGAGACUCUGAGGAAAGAACUGAGCAGGGCCGUGUCCCAAGCUGUGGACUCCGUAUUACAGCAAGUGCUAUUUGAUCCACAGAGACAUCUCACGCAGCAGGAGCGAAGCUGCCAGGGGCUAGCAUCAGAGGGCAGAAACCAGCCUUCACCUCCAGGGAGAAGUGCCUAUAAGGACCCACUUGCUCUUGCCACCCUGCCCAGAAAGAUCCAGCCACAAGCUGGGGUUCCCUUGGGCAAUUCAACACUGGCAAGGCCUCUAGAUUCUCCUAUGUGUCCUGUCUCUCCAAGAGGAGUCCCUAGAUCAUAUCAGAGUCCCCUACCAAAUUGUCCCUUGACAAAUGUACCUUCCCACACCUGGGAAAAUCAGAUGCUUAGGCAGCUUCUGGGUCGUGGGCCCGAUGGCCAAUGGAGUGGCAGCCCUCCCCAGGACGCAGCUUUCCAAAGUCAUACCUCCCCAGAGUCUGCCCAGCAACCGUGGGGGCUGAGCCAGCAGCAGCUCCCCCUGUCUCUCACCCCGGUCCAUCUGGAAAGCCGGCCCCUCCCACCGCCUGUGAAGAUGGAGCAGGGCGUGCUGCGGGGCGUGGCUGACUCACUUCCUUUUUCUUCCAUCCACAUCCAGGAAGGCCUGAGCCCUGGUCACCUGAAGAAGGCCAAACUAAUGUUUUUCUUCACGCGGUACCCCAGCUCCAGCCUCCUGAAAGCUUAUUUCCCUGAUGUUCAGUUCAACCGCUGCAUCACCUCCCAGAUGAUCAAGUGGUUCAGCAACUUCCGUGAAUUUUAUUACAUCCAGAUGGAAAAGUAUGCCCGGCAAGCACUUUCAGACGGUAUCACGAACGCCCAAGCACUGGCUGUCCUCCGAGACUCGGAGCUUUUCCGAGUUCUCAAUACACACUAUAACAAGGGGAAUGACUUUGAGGUCCCAGACUGCUUCUUGGAGAUUGCCGCCCUGACACUGAAGGAGUUCUUCAGGGCUGUCUUGGCAGGGAAAGAUUCAGAUCCUUCCUGGAAGAAACCCAUUUACAAGGUUAUCUCAAAACUCGACAGUGACGUCCCAGAGAUGCUCAAAUCACCCAGCUUCCUCCCGGGACUGUUCCCGAGUUAACAUUGAACAGAAUGAGGGCAAGUAUGAUGGCACAGGCCUGGGAGUCCAAGGUGAGAGGUGGAGGCAGGUGGAUCAGGAACUUAGGGACAGCCUUGGCCACAAAGACAAAGAUCAAACAAAAUGAGUAGAACGGCCCAGGGUGGCUCAAGCUUUGUCAUAAAUGGCAGUUUAGCUGUAGUCACAUCAAAGCACAAGAGGAACCCCUCCCAUAGAUGCAACUGCCGUUCUGAAUACUCGUUUUCUUGUCCAGAAUUAUCAGAGACUUAACCUUAACCACAGUCCAUCAGCUAAAUCUAGCAGUGUGUUUGUAGACUAUUGGGAAAGGAACACAAGUUUGCAAUCAGAAGACUUAAAAGUCAUUAAGUGCUGUGGCAGUGAUAAUUUCCUGGUAUUCCUUUAACUCUGGAAGGAGAUUCAUAGCCAAGUGGUGGUGGUAAACAGGUUUAAUCCCUGCACGGAGAGGCAGAGAUAGGUGGAUCUGUGAAUUGGAGGCCAGCCUGGUCUACAAAGUGAGUUCCAGGACAGCCAGAGCUACACAGAGAAACCAUGUCUCGGAAAACAAAAACAAACAAAACAAAACAAAAAAUCAAAAAAGCCCCAAGAAAUUUUGAAGUGUGGGUACCUCGUUGAUUCUUACGCCAGGGCACAGGAUCAGUCAGGACUAUGAAGGAACCGAUGGCUGUGUACGCUGGACUCAUGCUGUCACUUGGGAUCUCCAACAGGAAAAAUCCAUGCUAGCAGGGCACCCGUGGAUUGGCACUGCCAUCUGAUCAGGUUGGCACUCAGGAGCGCUUCAUCAUCCAAGACGUUCACUGAUGGCUUCGGCAAACUUCCUAAAGAACCUCGGUCGGCACUGCUGUGGCUUGCAUCUGUCUGCUGGAACACUGGGUCUGCUAACAGUCCUAACAGUCCUACUUGACCUAUAUACUGGUGCCCCAACUGCCCAUGCAUACAAAAAUAUAUAUAAAUAAAAAAUGGAACUUCAUAAUGAGAAAGCCAGAGGGGCCUCGAGGACGAUCUGGUCCACCUUGUUUAACCUGUGGAGGAAACUGAGACUAGCAUACACUCUACAGGGCUCACAGGCCAUGAAUGGCAAGGGCUGGGACAAAGGCAGAGAUUUUCCUACUUCAAAAUGGUUACAGUCUAUGAUUGAAUUUGCACAGAUGAACAAAUGACAUCCAAGUUUUCCCCCUUGGGUCCAACACAGUUGUGACUGACGCUGAGCACCAUUAGGCGAGGAACCCAUAUAGUGGAACAACUGUCUUCUAGUCAGAACCAAGCCUGUAAGCACUGCUGAAGGUGGGCAGGACGAAGUAGACUUCAGGUUUUACAGUGUUAAAUGAGGGGCAACCGUGCCUACAGUAGCUCCCUUCCCUGCCUUCAACCUCCAACAAGCUCCACAUCUAGCUCCUCUACCUUCAUAACUUGAUGGGUGGUGGUGUUGGCUAUUGCUAGACAUGUCAGACUACACCAAUACAAACAAAGUCUUUCCUCUCAAGUUUCUGUUCAAAUAGUGGAGAACAGUAACAAAACAUAAUUAAAUCUAAUCGAUUACUUAA